AUGUUGGGUCAAGGUCGUCUCACGAAAGGCAUCGUCGUUCUCGCAAAGGAUCCCAUUCGAGGCGUUCGUCACGUAGUCGUUCUAGGAAACACUCCAGGAGGCGGUCUUCGAAGCGACAUGGACACAGGCGCAGCCAUCACGAUCGUCGACAUAGGGAUGAUGAUAGCCGCCGACACAGAUCUCGCAGUCACCGUCGACAUCGAAAGCGUCACCAUCGAUCUCCGUCCUCCUCUUCCAGUAGUGGCGAUUGUCCUCGAAGACAAUAUGCACCCACUGUGGUCCGCACCAAUUCAACACAAAAAACGUGGUGCUCCAGCAUUAACCACAACCAGUGUAGCAGUGACCACAACUUCGGCGGUCGGAUCUACUCUACGCCUCAACACUCAGGAGUUGUUAAAUCAGAUCCAAAAGCAUCAAGAAGCUCAAGCGAAAGCUCAAGCCGUUGCCGCUGCGGCUGCAGCCAAUCUUCCAAAGUACUACAAUCCUAGUAGCGUGAACGUUCUAAAGUUGGCAGAACAACAACAAAAGCGAAAGCUUUUGUGGUCCAAAAAGUCGGAUGAUGGCACUAGCUCGGUAAGUGUUCGUUCACUCCGAACUUUGUGGAUCCUGCAAAGUAAUUCGGUUUAA
Messenger RNA from Echinostoma caproni, 627 nucleotides. The record is from the annotation of a GenBank genome assembly. NCBI's taxonomy places the organism in Eukaryota, Metazoa, Platyhelminthes, Trematoda, Plagiorchiida, Echinostomatidae.